AUGAGCCAUGGAAACUGGCGAGCCGUUGAUCUGAGACAAUCAGUAGCAACACCACCACCAUCUCAGUCUGGUAAAGCACAUGUACGUUUGGCGCCCGGCAGCGAAGAGAAAAGCAGAGACGGUAAGACGGAGGGCGCUCUCGCCGCAGCCAAGCGUAUGCUAGUCGUCGGGCGAUGUUCUCGGGACCAGCUAGCCGGGCCGUUGCAUUUAGACGAGUCCUGGUGCAGAUGGCCAGACAAGUUGUUCGUCACCCCCUUCUCCACUGGACGGCGAUGGCCUUAUUCCAAUUAUCAAGUUGGAUGCUGGAUGCUGGAUGCCGGCAAGCUGUCGAGUUGGGGCGGCUUCUCAUCAGACAAAACACUGACAAAGAGGAUGGCGGAUAUCCGACGAAGGGGUAUGGAACUGGAUGCUGCUGCUGCUGCUGCUGCUAUUCUUGGCCUCAAGCGUCAAACGGGUAACCCUUCCACGCCCUCGAGAACGAACCGGCAUCAUCCCCUCUUGGUAAUUCAACAUCAGGGGGGGAGGGGUCUCUCUCGCAGGGGAGGGGGGAUCGAGCGCGGGAGAGCGGCGAAGGAUGGGCGAGCGAGCAUUCGACGGUGCAUUCGAAAGAGAAAGGAGGAGGACAGUAUCCCGGGUGAAUCUCGUCAUUGGACCCCUCUGCAAGACUUUUUGCCAAGGGCGAUCUGGUCCACGGCCUCCAUGGCCUCCAUUGCCAUUGCUGAAGCCAAAACUGUCAUUGUUUGCGGACCUCGGACACGCCCCGGGGAUAGGCAGGCACAGGCACAGGCACAGGCACAGUCGCUGUCAGACCGUCAGUUUCUUUCUGACCAUGGUCUCUGCGGAGAAACAACCCCUUGGCCUUGCGAUGACUUAGUUCAGGAGAAGGCGGUUUGGGGUUUGGGAUCUUUGAAAACGCCGGCGAAAAGACAGGGCAAUAUCGGCAAGGUCGCUGACUCCGGGUUGGAGUCAGCGAAGAGAGACAACGGAGACAACGAGGCCCAAUCGGUCGAUGGUGGCCAGAGUUGUCCAGGCCAGACCAAGUUUCUCUCGGCGGCUGUUGACGCUGGCUGGCAAGCUGUAGCCAUUGGACUCGGAGAAGCCCCAGUGCCCCCCAACCCCCUCCCCUCUCUCGAGUCUCAACUUCUCGUGAAGGCUCCCUCAUUCUCCUGGGGGUCCUCGUGGAUGGACGUUGAGUCCAGUCUUUCUGUCGAUGUUGUGCGGCGGGAUCCCAGUAGUAAAACUCCGAGCGGCCAAAUGUUCCGAGCGGCCCAUCGUAUCAUUUGGCAUGUUAUUGUUAGUGUGGCGGCGAGCCGGUGUGAGCUCUCAACGUCGACGUCCAUCCAUCCUCCACCACCACCACACCAUCCCAAAGGGCAACAAGGACAUGGCUUGAGCUGGAGGCCUUAUGAGAGAGCCUCGUUGCACGAUUUGCAAUACUGUUUGUCCCGUAGAGAAACGAACGUGACGGCCUUGCUGGCGCUGAGCAUCAAGUCAUACCCGCAGAUCACCGCAUCGUAUUCCUCAGGGACCUUACCAGAUGGACCCCGAGACCGAAGUGUGAAGAGGCGAGAGAAAGCUCUGGAGGGAUGGGAUCUAUCCAUCCCGGUAGCAUAUCAUGGCAAGACAGGCAAACUUGAACUUGGGCUCGAAGCUAGGCCGUUCAAUUUGCGAGAAAACGGGACCCUGCCCUGCGGCCACUACAAAGAUGAGAUCAACUAUAAUCGGUCUGCUGCCGUGAGUCGAGAGUGGACUGCCCCCUAA
Molecule: messenger RNA, 1761 nt
Organism: Colletotrichum lupini
Lineage: Eukaryota; Fungi; Ascomycota; Sordariomycetes; Glomerellales; Glomerellaceae
Exons: 16
Coding region: 1-1761 (586 amino acids)
Source: RefSeq, a predicted model, not a curated record